Dunckerocampus dactyliophorus (ringed pipefish) is the source of this 8765-nucleotide messenger RNA. Its product is annotated as amyloid-beta A4 precursor protein-binding family A member 1-like. The record is from RefSeq and is a predicted model, not a curated record. Gene Ontology annotation, cellular component: dendritic spine; cytoplasm; plasma membrane. Gene Ontology annotation, molecular function: amyloid-beta binding; protein binding. Lineage: Eukaryota; Metazoa; Chordata; Actinopteri; Syngnathiformes; Syngnathidae. The transcript is spliced from 13 exons. Gene Ontology annotation, biological process: chemical synaptic transmission. The coding region runs from base 339 to 3680 and encodes 1113 amino acids.
CGGUGGUGACGGUGUGUACGUGUGUACCUGCUCCUGUAGAUCAUCCAUCGCUGCGCUAUGAUGACGAGUGUGAAGCUUCCCUCCCAGCUAAACAAGCGUCUGCUCCAUGUCAGCAUCCGCUUGCUGCAUCUCUAAUCCGCUCUGAUGUCACCGUGCUGGAGGAGGAGGGGCUCAGCUCUCUAUGUUAGCCGGGCAACUUGUCGUCUGGACGGACUAACACUGCCGCAGCAAGCCGACCGAGCGACUGAACACAGGGGGCAGAAUGUGUGUACGGCCGGAGAUCCUGUACUAACAAACAGGGUAAGUUCUAAAGACUGGAGCCACAUCAACACACUAAAAUGAGCCAUAAGUACCCGGACGAGGGGAAUGGGGAAGUAGGUGAGGAACGCCCAGUAGCCUUGGUUCCUCAGCGUACUAGGCAGAAUAACGGAUCAGUGCCUGGAGAACCCCCUAUACGCCGAACCUGGAGACCGUGUCAGAUGCACAGUCAAGAUGGAGAGUUGAAUUCCCACCAUCAUCAUCACCAUCAUCAUAAACAACCAUCUCAUCACUACCACCCACACUCAGCUCGUGGUCCACCACGUCAACGCCAUCGGCGGUCAUCACUGCAAGGGCAAGGCCAAAACCAGGCUCAGUUUCCUGGUACGGUACAAGAUGUGGUGCCUUCCAAUGAAAGUCAAGUCGAUGAAUCACGUCCUGUCCAUCAGCUUCGCGCAGCUGUUACCCGUUACCGCCGCCGUGGUGACCCAAAUCCAAGGCUGAGAGGUCACAAACAGAAGCCACCAAUCAAAGAGAUACAGCAGACUUUAUCAGGUGCAGAACCCAGAGAAGGUCCUGCAGACAUUGCAGAGCAAAACAUGACAGACAAAUCUCUAAAGGACCAAAUACAGGACAGAGGAUCUCCCUACCAGACUCCUGUUGCUGUGGUCACCCCUACCCACCUCACAUCAGAACCAGCACAUCUUGACCAGCAACAGAAUUUCCAGGAAAUUGCCGUAGUUUGUGAAGACGACAUGAAGGAAGUUAAGGAGAAUGACAAGCCAGAACCUUCAGAGGAUGGAAGAGAUCAUCACUCAACCUCAGAUAACUCUAUCUGCAGCCAUGACACAUUUCAGACAGUCCACGAUGAAGCAGAUGUUCAUGUAGUCAAGGAGGUGGAAAAUCAGGAGGAAAUCAUGGAUGGUGUUCUCGAUGCUGAAGCUCAGGGAAGUGAAAUCACUGAUCUCUGCUCGGACACAGAAAGCGCUGCUUCUCUCAGUAAUGAUGGACCUCUCCACAGCCCGCCUCCACUCCAGUCCCCUACGCCUCCAUCAUCACCUGAUGCUCCACUUUUCCCCCAGCUGGACCACUUCAGUGAGGAUGCCAGUAUGAGCCCUCUGCCUGACAAUUACCUGCUGCCUGAAGAUGAAGACGAGUGCUCCGAAUCACCCUCUGAAUAUUACCCCAAGACCUAUGCAGACUUUUAUACAGAAUCCCACCAAAAGUCUUACCUCGAGUCUGUUGAGGAGUCAGAGACAAAAUGCCAUCGCAAAUCCUUUCCAGAAGCCCUUAAGACAUCAUAUUCUGAGGCACUCAGAGAACCUGGCAUGCAGUCUUGUCAACAAACUGAGCCAUAUGAGGCCCAGCAGGAGUCCCAUCGUGAGCUAUUUACCAGCCAUAGACAGGAGAAUGUACAAAAAGCCUCCCCUAUCAAGGGCACUUAUUAUGCACCAAGGCGCGGCAGGGAUCGAGGUUCUCAUCCCUCCCAUGUGGACAGCUCUGUCGGCUGCAGGCUGCACCACUAUGACGCCCAGUCUGAUGGAGAGGGGGGUAGUGCCCAUCAAAGCCCCAUCCAGAAAAGUUUUUGGAAUGGACCUAGACAAGCAGAUGCACUGACCAAGCAUCUACCUCCUGCACAGAACAGACCAGGUGAGACAAUGGAUGAGGUUGGUCCCAAUGCAGAGGUAUCUGGAGACACCAUUAGCUUAGUGAUAAAAGACAUCAGGGAGGCCAUCGAGGAGGUUAAGACGAAAACUGUGCGGUCCCCUUACACACCAGACAAGCCUGUGGAGCCCAUUUGGGUGAUGAGGCAGGAAACCAGCCCCACAGAGGAAGUCAAGACACUACAGAUGAUGGCAGGCCAUUCUUCUCCUGAGUCCCUCUCCCAGUCAGCGUCAAGGUCUCCAUCUCAGCAUGCAUCAUUGUGUGAUCAGGAGUCUGGCAGUCCGCUGAAGGACGAGUCAUCCAAAGUUCUCCAUUCCCAACAACAUCCCGAGCACCAGCCUCAACGCAACAACCAUCAGCAUCAAGGCCGCCAGUCACAACAGAGGGAUGUGGCUAAGCAACCUCAACCACACUUACAGCCAAAUCUACCACAACAACAGCAGUAUCACCAACAGAAUCAACAACAUCCACCUCAACAGUCGCAUCAGGUUCAGCCUUCACCACAGCAGCUGUCUGUCCAGGAAAUACGCAGAUCUCUUCCUCCAUUUCCCACAUUUGUGGAUAUCCCAGGACCAUGUGACCCUGAAGAUCUGAUUGAUGGCAUCAUCUUUGCCGCAACCUACCUGGGCUGCACGCACCUUCUUUCAGAGAGGACUCCAACAAAGAGCGCCCGCAUGGAGCAGGCGCAGGAAGCCAUGAACAGAGUGCGGGCGGCUCAGAAGCAAGCAAAGAACAGGAAAAAGAGUCCUGACAGUGAAACUCCGCCCACUGCUGAGGUUGAUCUUUUCAUGUCCACGCAACGAAUCAAAGUCCUCAAUGCAGACACUCAGGAGUCUUUAAUGGACCUGCCGCUUAGGACUAUCUCCUACAUAGCUGACAUCGGUAAUAUGGUGGUCCUGAUGGCCCGGGGGAAGAUGGUCCGGUCUCGCAGCACGCACGAAAACUUGGACACCACGGCUGAGCAAACCACCAUGUCCAAUGAUGACAGACGGCUCUACAGGAUGAUCUGUCACGUAUUUGAGUCCGAGGAUGCUCAGCUGAUUGCUCAGUCCAUUGGUCAGUCCUUCAGCGUGGCCUACCAGGAGUUCCUCAGGGCCAACGGUAUCGACCCAGAGGAUCUGAGCCAGAGGGAAUACAGCGACCUGCUCAACACUCAGGACAUGUACAACGACGACCUCAUCCACUUCUCAAAGUCAGAGAACUGUAGAGAUGUUUACAUCGAGAAGCAGAAAGGAGAGAUUCUGGGCGUGGUGAUUGUGGAGUCGGGUUGGGGAUCCAUCCUUCCCACCGUCAUCAUUGCCAGCAUGAUGCAUGGUGGCCCCGCCGAGAAGUCCGGUCGACUUAACAUAGGCGACCAAAUCAUGACCAUCAAUGGAACCAGCCUGGUGGGUUUGCCGCUCAGCACCUGCCAAAGCAUCAUCAAGGGGCUGAAGUCUCAGUGCAGAAUCAAGAUGAACAUUGUCAGGUGCCCGCCCGUCACCAUGGUGCUCAUUCGCAGGCCGGACCUCAGAUACCAGCUGGGCUUCAGCGUCCAGAACGGCAUUAUCUGCAGCCUGAUGAGGGGAGGAAUCGCUGAGAGGGGCGGCGUACGUGUUGGUCACCGCAUCAUCGAGAUCAACAGUCAGAGUGUUGUGGCGACCCCCCAUGAAAGGAUUGUUCAGAUCCUGUCUAAUGCCAUGGGAGAGAUCCACAUGAAGACAAUGCCUGCGGCCAUGUACCGCCUGCUCACAGCACAGGAGCAGCCUGUAUACAUCUGACCUUCAUCACAUACUCUUCAUCCAGCUUUCACUCCUUCAACUAGCUUUCACCACGUCGCAUCCUGUUUGACAUCACGCAACCUGCCUUAAUCUGUAUCGUGCACAACAACAUGGACAUCAACGCCGUGACAGACUUUUUUUAGUUUUUUUGUCCUCAAAGCCGCGUGUUCCUGUGUGGUGGUACAGUACACGGGGCCAAAGAGAAAUCAUGGGUCUCAUUGUGCAUAAAGUAGGCAGCAAAACAGCGUAAAUGUCACUUUAUAAGUAAAUAAAAUAGCUGUCAUAUGUACACUAAAUAUGUUGGCCCUAAACAUUGUCAGGACAAGCUCAAUGUUGAAGUAAAGCAUCAAAGCAUACACAAUUCUACCGAAUAAACUCAGAAAAUGCAGGACAAGUUCGUUUAGUUUGGAAUCAUUUGCACAAUGACAUUUGUAAUGCAAAUGAAAUUAUUGCAUUAUUAGUUAGUCUCACCCUUUCUGCUACUCUCAGUUUGAACCCACAUAUGCACAGUGUUGCCAACCUGGCGACUUUGUCGCUAACUCUGGCGACAUUCCAAACCCUGUUGACGACCUAUUAUCUCAAAAGCGACUCUCCCUGGUAUCUGAUAUUUGGGGACUUACACAUAUUGUUCUGAAGUUUGUGUUCUCACUGAGAGGUCCGCCCCGCCCCAAAGUCAGCUCCUACGGCACACCGAGAGCAGAGUGGAGCUCUACGCAUCCAUCACACGUGCGUGAGGCGCGAUGACGCCAUGGUGGAUCUUGCCCUGUUUUACAGAGCAAGAUCUAAAACGUAAAUGUUUCUUAAUCUUCAUGAAAUUACUACUCAUUACCUCAUUGGGAGUUGCUCACUUACCUGUCAGUGUGUCAGAACAUGUGAUGGACGAUGGAAGGUCGUGGGAUGAAUUCAACAAGUAGUCCAAACUGUAAGAUAAAAGGUGGAGGCUGGAGGCAAGUCUGGAUGUAAUUAUUACACUGUCUACACUUUGCACUAGCAGAGAAAAAAAUAUUAAAAUUAUUUGACAGUAUUCCCUUGUUUAUCAUGGGGGAUAGGUUCCCAAAAUAGCCCGCAAUAAGGGAAAUCAGCAAAGUAGCCAACUUCAUAUAUUUUUUUACAAUGAUUAUAUAUGUUUUAAGGCUGUAAAACCCCUCACCAUAGACUUUAUACACUUUUCUCAGACAGGCAUUAACAUUUUAUUACAUUUCUCUCAUAGAAGUUCAAAACUUUGUUUGAAUUUUAAUGAUCAACCUACAGGUAGGACACAAGAAAUUAUUAAGUCACUUACGGGUAUUUUUUUUUGUCCUAUGACCGUGCCUUUUCAUCCUGGCGCCAGUUUUGUAUCCUUGUUAAAACAUAUUGCUACAGUCCUUCGAACUGAGGAGUAAUUUACAAGCUAGCAAGCAAGCUAGCUAUGACACAGGAGACACGCAGGCGGCAGGAAGAAGAUUGAUUGACAAUGGUCUACAGCCAAUCAAGACGCACAAAACAAUGGGCGGUGCAGACAGGCGAGCAAGGGAAGAGAUAGGACACUCAACUUCCCACUGUGCAAUUCUUCUUAAAGGGCCAGAGUCGGCUUGUAAUAGCAAAACAGUGAAUCUGCAAAAGAGGGAACACUGUAUUUUGAUGAAGUGACGGACAAUUUUAAACCAAGAAUUACGUUUAUUUGUUGUUCUAAAUGUAAUUAAGUUUUUUUUUACUCACUUUUUGUCUCUCCUAUGAGGUUAUGCUUUUUCCUACAAAACAUCAUAGGCAAGUAAUAUGCAAAUAGCCGAUGACGUCAUCUAGCGACUUCUGGGACAGCCAAUAGCUACUUUUCUUACUGAGUUGGCAACAGUGUGUAUGCACUCAAACAAAUUAGCGUAAGUACGGAAGUGUGCUAAUUGUCACACGUGUCUCACAAGUUUACGAGAAAAAAGUUGUUGCCUCAGGCCAAAGGUCACACAAAUACCCCCUUUUCAUAGCUGUCUCAAGCAAUGCCUGUUACGACAAAGUAUUUAAAUAAUCUGAGAUGUUGAGAAUAAAGUCGUAAAUUUACGACUUCUCGUAAUAUUGUUUUUUCUCAUGAAUUUACGAAUUUAUUCUCAAAAUCUCAGAGUAAAAAAAAGUCAUAAAUUUAUGACAAAGUCGUAAAUACAUACUGUACAUUUACGAGAAAAGUCAAACAUUUAUGACAAUUAAGUCAAAAAUUGAUGACUUUUUGAGAAUAAAAGUUGUAAAUGUAAGAGAAAAAAACUAUGUUGCAGGCAUUGAGAUGAGACAGCUGUGAAAAUGAAGGAUUUAUGUGACCUUUGGCCUUGGGCAUGUGGAGGGGGUGGUGUAAGGAAGGCGGAAGUGAGAAGUGCUCAACUGCUCUGUUUUGCUGCCACAUUAUAAAAUCUUGCCUGAAAGUAGGAAGAAAGUUUCCUUCCUUCCUGAAGAGCUACUGCAUGCUCUAUAUUCCCUCUGACACAUAACAUUAUGACUUUUUUCUCCUAAAUUUACAGCCUUUUUCUCGUAAAUUUAGGACUUUAUUCUCGUAAAUGUACAUUAUUCUUGUAAUAGUGCGACUUUUUUCUCGUAAAAUUACGUGCUUUUUUGGGGUAAAUUUACGACUUUGUUCUCAUAAAUUUAGGACUUACUUCGUACUUUAUGUCGUGCUUCUCUUCCUUUAAAAUUGUGAAUUCCACACGAGUUAGUCCCACCCUCUGUAGCCAAAAUGGCGUUGAUUGCAAGUUCAUCACAGAAUACUCACCAUUUGGGGCGUGUCGUGCAACAUCCGGGUACUGCGGUACUUCUGAAGCGUGAACACACUUACGCACUCAAAAUGCUAAUAGUAAGUUUGGAAAUUGAGACACAGCCAUAGUUAAUGUAAAAAAAAACAAAACCCAAAACAUUUAUUUGAAAUCCCCCAUAGCAGACAAAGAAAAAUCAAAAACGUUCAUUUAAAAGAGCACUACCAUGAUUGUCUUAUACCAUAUACUGUACCACAUUUGAUUGACUUGAGAAUAUAUUUUGUUUGAAAUAUAAGAACAGUCGAUGGUUGCAAGUAGAUAAGAAAAUAUACUGUUAUGAUCAAUAAUUCAAACUAAUUAAAACCUGAAAUAAUUUUUAAAAAAGCAUUCAUUCAAGAUUUGGAACUAUAUUCUGCAUAUUUUAACUGCAUAUUUUUGCCCUUUUUAUUCAUUUAUUUUUAAUAGAUAAGACAACAGAAGCAGAUGGCGUAAGACAAAACAAAAAGUUCCAGUAAAUUAUGACUCAAAUCAGAUCAUUUUUAAGCUUCUGGGGUUCAGUUACAGUAUCUGAUGAAAGAUUUGUUCUUAUUAUGAUAAAGGCACUUGAACAUAUGCUGCUUCCCAGAAUGCACGCACACACACGUAUUCUCUAAUAAAGUGGAGGUACACGUACACAAAAAAAUCACAUGACACAACUACAUCUCAAAACCAAUAUUGAAAGAAGUUUGUACAAUGCGAAACAAAUAAAAACCUCAACUGCUCAGAACUAACUUUGAUUCCCUCAAUUUGAUGUUCAUACAAAAUAUAUAUAUUUACUUUUUCUAUAAAAAAAAAAACAAGCACAAAGAGAGAAAAGGCAUCCACACUACAAGAGGGGACAGAGGGUAACAUGAUUUCUUGUCCCGCUAGGAGACAACAACCCCGCAAAGAUCACCAGGUUAGUUUCUUCUACAAAAGAUGCUUGACUGUUCACUAAACAAUGUUUACAUGAGAUUAAAAAGUAAUAUAUACAUACAUAGAGAAGCAAUGAAUACAGUACGUUUGUAGUUAGGACAGGUUGUGUGGAUUGAACAAAGAUGAUGUAGAACACUCACACAAAAGAAAAUGUGCAGUGCAGUUCAUCAGUGUGUCAUAAUCGGGGUUUAAAAAAAAAAAUACUACAACUCAGUGUCUUUGUAUUUCUGGGGGUUGUAGUAUCCUCUCUUGUUGCUGUCAGCCAGCUGUCUGCGGUACUCUGCCUCGUCUUCUUCAUGCCCUCUGCUCUCAGGGUAAUGCUGCCUGGAUGGAGUCUGUGGCUCAGGGUUGGAGCUGGAACUGUUAAGAUAGAAACAUGCACAUGCACCCAAACACACACAAAGUGAAUCAAGGAAAGGCUGAUAAAUAGAGGCUGCAUAUUUCUGACAAUGGGACCCCACGCUCUCACCCUAUUGGCUGAGGACGGUUGAGAUUGGGUUUGGGCAACUUUAUCGGGAUGGCGUAGAUGUCCGGAUGCUUCUGGGCGAUUUCCAACUGUGGAGCGAAAGCAACAAGACCCAGAUAUGUCAGAACGACUUUCAGGAGGGGGGGAAAAACACCCCAAGACAUCUUCCUUCUGCAUGGAGUCAUAGGAUGUGUUUCCAUUCGAACAAUUCCACUAACCACAAUUGAAUUGAGCCUUGAUGGAGAUCUGUGCUCCAUUACGUGACACUCUAGUUCAGGGGUGUGAAAAGUGUGGCCCGGGGGCCAUUUGCAGUUGCACAUUUUAAAAAUACAAUUAAACAAAAAAACUAAUUGGGGAAAAAAAAAGAAAAAAAACAGCAGUGAUUUAAUGAAAAAAAGGACACUAAAGUCAUAAUAAGAGAACAAACUUGUAAUCUUACAAGGAAAAAAGUUGCAAUUUUAUUAGAAUAAAAUCGUAAUAACAAGUGAAAAAAAUUAGAAGCAUAAAGUUGAAAUAUUAAAGGAAAUAUUUAUUCAGAAUUCAAAAUAAAAUAAUUUUUUUUUUUUUUUAAAUACCAAAUCAAACAACAUUGCAAUUUUUGGAAAAUUGAGUAAAAAAGAAGAAAAUAGUUAUAAUCUUACUAAAACAAAGUAAAAAUAUUAUGGCAAUAAAGUCAUAAUAUUAUGAGAAAAAGAAAAUUUACAAGAACAUCAAUUAAAUAUUUGGAAAAUGAAAAAAAAAAAAGAAGAGCCUUGCUUUAAUGAAGGAUUUUUGAACCCUUUUGCAUCAUUCUCCUCCAUAAGUGCACAAUUUGUCAGUUGCGAAACACGGGACAGAAGGACGUCUGCAAAGUCUACCAUGAAAGAAUAAAUGACCUACUGUAUGUUCCUAUGCCAAAGCUUUGCGUGCAAAUGGCAGAUCCGUUUAGUUUCCUUUCCUCGUUUGCUUUUAUUGACA